AAAGAGUUUUGCUAUGUGCGUGGGGAAAUAAAAAUGAACCAGUGUAUUGCAGUAAAUGUUGUUAUAGGAGGAAUUUUGUGGACAACGUGUAACUUAAAAUGGUGGCCUUUUAAUUAAUUUCAUGCUGCGCAUCGUCGAUUACAAACAUAAAUCACGUACGGGCCCUGUUUAAGUAAUAAUUGUUUCGCUUGUUUGUGAGUAAUUAAACGUUCUAUUACAAUUAUUAUUAUCAUAAAGACAGAAAUUCAGCAUUUUAAAACUAAAAAGACCAUUAACGUGUUUGUUGUGGUUAGAUUUAGCAGGAGAUGUGUUCGAUUGGGCAUGCCUGAAAAAGUUGAACUACAUGAUCGGCCAUUGGUUUGAAUGCCACACUCAUGUAGCUAGUCAGUUUGAACGCUGGAUGGUACAGCAGGGUCACCUUUUCGUCUUAUGAAACGGUGGAUGGUUUUCUUUGAGGAUGUUUGUGCAUGCGUUUUAUUGUUAUUGUUGACGUCGUUGAAAGUGUCAAGGGAAUAUGUUCGACUGAGCUGGACUGUUAUCAGUAGACAGAUUGUUGUGACAGGGCGUUGGUAACGAACGAUAGACGAUAGCUGGGCGCAACAAACCUUCUUUUAUGUGGCUGUCAUGAACAGAUAAUGUGAAAUAACUGUCAAAACGAAGACUAUUGCCUUUCCCACUGGGCAGAUCUCUAACUACCAACGAGGGAUGCAGCUGUUCCGAAGAGACCGGUCACUUCUUUGACAUUUGUGUUAUAUGUAUCAGACUAGCAUUUCAUUCAUCUCGUUUACUAAUUGUAGCAAGGGAAGUUAAAAAUACGUUAUCUGUCGUUGACCAGUUUGGUUCGUCCUUUUAAAAUAUGGUGCAUUCGAUAAUUGUGUGUCAGUUAACAUUUUGAGUUGUGUUUCUAUGCGGUUGCCCACCUGACAGCUAGGUUUCUCUAACAGGAUGAGACUAUUUAAGUUGACAAGAUGCACAGCAGCGAAUCUACUGAAGCGCAGGAACAUACACUGCUGUCAAAAUCGGACUUACUGGGUGGAAAGUACGGUUCUAAAGGGACCACGAAAGAGACGAGAAUACGUCGUGUCACGUCCUCUGCCACUUUAUAGUUUUGAGUCAGUCACGUCGCCAAUGCCCUGUAUUCGACUUGGAGAGGUUUCAGCACCCCACCAUGUAUGGACACUCUCGACGCACAAACUAAACUAUUAUAGUACCUCCACUGAUUCGAGGCCAGCCACACAAGAUGGGGUAGAAAUAAAGGACAACAAAACCAAGAUUGAUAAAAGUCUUAUGCCAGUACCAUCUGAGGACAUCCGACGGCUGUUGCACCUGGCGCACCCGGAGCGGUGGCGCUUGUCUGCGGCUAUGGGUUUCCUAGUGGCCUCCAGUGCUGUAACCAUGUCAGCUCCCUUUUUCUUGGGGAGAGUUAUCGACACCAUCUACACCACCCCUGCCGCAGACUUCAGUGCCUCCCUCAGCUCCCUGUGCCUGAUGCUGGCCGGAGUGUUCAUCUGUGGAGGAGUUGCUAACGCUGCACGGGUGUACCUCAUGCAGAUCUCAGGGCAACAGAUUGUGCGCAACCUGCGCGAAUCUCUCUUCACCUCCAUCGUCAGACAGGAAGUCGGGUUCUUUGACAAGACUCGCACUGGGGAACUCAUCAACCGCCUGUCGGCCGAUACAACCAUUGUGGGACGCUCGCUGACGGACAACCUCUCAGACGGCCUGCGCUCAGUCGCCCAGGCAGGAGUGGGUGUCAGUAUGAUGUUUUACGUGUCCCCCAGUCUGGCUGCGUUUGUGCUGAUGAUUGUGCCGCCCAUGGCUGGCCUGGCCGUGAUCUACGGCAGAUACCUGCGCUCCAUCUCCAAACGCACCCAGGAUUCGCUGGCUGAGGCCACACAGCUGGCCGAGGAGAGGAUCAGUAACCUGAGAACGGUGCGAGCGUUUGGGAAGGAGCGGAGCGAGGUGGAGAAGUACGUGGAAAGGAUCAACUACGUCUUCCAGCUGGCCAAGAAGGAGGCUGUGCUGAGGGCCGGCUUCUUUGGGAUGACUGGCCUCAGUGGAAACAUCAUGAUCCUGUCGGUGCUCUACAAGGGUGGCUUGCUGACUGCCAGUGAACAGAUGACUGUGGGAGAGCUUUCCUCUUUCCUCAUGUAUACCUUCUGGGUGGGCAUCAGCGUUGCAGGUUUCAGCUCCUUCUACUCAGAGCUGAUGAAAGGCUUUGGUGCUGGAGCCAGACUGUGGGAACUAGUGGACAGGAAACCAGAGUUUCCCCUCGAUGAGGGUAUAUCUUUGAGGCCGGAGCAGUUCAAGGGCCAGCUGCAGUUCCACAACGUGUCCUUCGCCUACCCGACCCGCAAAGAAGCACCCAUCUUCCAGGACCUGAGCCUGGUGGUGCCGGCUGGAUCCGUCAUGGCUGUGGUGGGGCCCAGCGGGUCGGGCAAGUCCACAAUGGUGUCCCUGCUGCUGCGCCUGUAUGACCCAGACUCUGGUAUGAUCACUAUUGAUGGCAGAGAUGUGCGGGAACUUAAUCCUUACUGGCUGAGGAGUCAUAUUGGAACUGUCAGUCAGGAGCCUGUGCUCUUCUCCAGCUCCAUAGCAGAGAACAUAGCAUACGGUGCAGUGGACCCCAGGAAUGUCACAGCUCAGGACAUCUACCGUGCUGCCCAGAUCGCCAAUGCUCACGACUUUGUUCAAGGCUUCCCCAAAGGCUUUGACACCAUGGUGGGAGAGAAGGGCAUUCUUCUGUCAGGUGGUCAGAAACAAAGAAUUGCCAUAGCAAGAGCUCUGCUUAAGAACCCCAAGAUACUCCUUCUUGAUGAAGCUACAAGUGCAUUGGAUUCAGAGAAUGAGUACCUGGUGCAGGAGGCACUGGAGCGUCUGAUGGUGGGCCGCACGGUGCUCAUCAUCGCCCACCGCCUCUCCACCAUCCAGAACGCCGAUGCUGUCGCCGUGCUGGACAAGCACCGCGUCGUUGAGUGCGGUCGCCACGCCGAGUUGCUAAGCAACCGCGAUGGACUUUUCCGGAGGCUGAUGGAGAAGCAGGCCUUCAUGCAUGACGAGCAGAAACAGAUCCUGUGUAAAUAAGGCAUCAUGAUGCCCCCCACCCCAACCCCCAGAGAGUAUGAACUGAGACUGGUCAAAGGUCUCCAGGACCACAGACUGAUGGUGAAGUAUCUGGCUGUAUUUGUUUCUAGCACAUAUAGAUUCUUCAGAGGCUGAAGUACAGUCAUGGGGCUGCCUGAAGCUGACCGGUGCUUUGGGGUCGGAGUGGGGAGGGUUUUUUUUUUUCCCUGAUAUAUUUAAAAAUAGGGUAAGGGAGGUUUGGAAAACUACUCUUUGACAAAGGGAAAAGAAGAUGAACCAUGCUUGAAGACCUCCUCAACAGCAAGAAGACCGUAAGGAAAGUGCUACAGGACAUCACGCACCGCGCCAGUCAGUCUGUGCGUCCACUUAUCAAACCUGCCUUAUUUUUAUUUGCUCCUGAGAUACUGAAAGACACACACACAGUAUGCCACGUUUUUAUGACUGCACAAUGUAUUUUUAUGUUGUAUCCAAAAACUUGAAAGCUACUGUACAGUAUAUGAUGGUCUGCUGUUGGAACACUACACAGUGGCCCCUAGGUGUGAAGGCUUUAUUUGACGGGUUUCAACUGUACACUCCCAAUUAUAACACACAGCAUUAUUAUGUUGUUAUUGGCCUUUGUAAAACAUACCUUGUUUUUUUUCUUCUUCUUCAGCUAGCCUUUCCAACAUUCCAGGUUGUCAAAGAAAUUACAGUGAUUUUGGCACAGUUGCUGGAAGUCUUUUUAAUGGCGUUUGCACGUCCAGUGCACUCUGAAACUCUUAGGAUCAGCUGAUCGUGAAUUUGGAAUUGUCUGUAAUGGCUGACAACCUUUGUGCAUUGAUUGAUCAGAUUCCUGUCCUCUCCUCUCUGGUCAUGUUUAAUUCUGGGUGACAGAGCUAAGAAAGAUCCCGUUACACUGGCAGACCUCAGUAAGUUCACUGCAAAUCAGCUAAAUGACUGCAGAUUUAAAAGAUAAAUCAACCACAAGUGCUGACAGUGAUAUUAUCGCCACUUCUGUUGUGUUCCACUCAGUGAACUGAGCUGCUGCAAGGCGGCCCCUGUGCAAGGCUGUGUAGUCAUGGAACCCACUGGCUGUACCAAACUCCAACCACUAGUUGUUUUGAUGACAAAAUUGGACAAGACUGGAAUUGUAUAAUCAAUUUCAUUUCCUACAUUUUUAUAUUUUAGCCAAGUGGCUAUUUCUGUAGCCAAGUGUUUAAGUUAAUAUGUGUUAGUAUGUGCAUAUCCUCAUCACAAAAUGCUUGAGUGACAGCUGUAUAGCUGUGCAACAGGGUCAGUAUGCCACAGUUUCACUGAAUUUUAUAGAGAAAAACUUUUUAUAUAGAAAAAAACGAAUGUCGUGCCUAGAAUGCAAAUACUAUGUGUCUCUUUUUGGAUGCUUCUUUGUGGCCACGCCAUAAUUUGUUAGCAAUAGAUGAACAAUAACAAGGACAACCUGUCUUUGUUUUUAUACAUCCAUUAGAGUAAAGUGAGUACAAAGGAACACAAUUCCUAUUAACUGAGCAAGUUACUGCACUGGCUUGAAUGACGCACACUUUAUUGACAGCUUAAAAAAAGAAGUAUAUGUCUGAAGUAUAUAUAUGUUGAAUAUCAUACGUAUCAACCCGUCUCUAUUUUUUAUGUAUGAGCAGAGAAAUUAUUUAAUCAAUAUGAAGAUAGUUUUGUGUGAUAAAUUAUUAGGUAUUGAAGUAUAAAUUAAAAAUGUACUGCUGAA
This is a messenger RNA of Clupea harengus (Atlantic herring), 4795 nucleotides long. RefSeq names its product ATP binding cassette subfamily B member 10 (gene abcb10). Gene Ontology annotation, molecular function: ATP hydrolysis activity; ABC-type oligopeptide transporter activity; ATP binding. NCBI's taxonomy places the organism in Eukaryota, Metazoa, Chordata, Actinopteri, Clupeiformes, Clupeidae. Gene Ontology annotation, biological process: oligopeptide export from mitochondrion. The record is from RefSeq and is a predicted model, not a curated record. Gene Ontology annotation, cellular component: mitochondrial inner membrane.